AUUAUUUGGAAUAAAUUCAACUGCUUUACCUUCCAUACAGACUGGAUUUCGCCUUGACCAAGGACAGAGAGUACGCAAUUAAUAUAUAUUAGGGUAGACAGAAAUAUUUGUUAACACUUCUUUUGCUUUUAAUGCAAAACAAAAGCUAAUACCAUAGUAUAUGUUUCGUUUUCAUGAAGCAAGCAAAGUUUCUCGAAAAUAACUGCAUUUAUACUUUUAGUGGCUAUGCAAAUAGUCUCUUGAUUAAAUAUAAAAAAAAACUUGAGUGAAAUUAUCCUCAUAAUUAUUUCACUUAAUUAUUAUUAAUCGCUAAUAUUAUUAACUUGACGUUCUUAUCAGUUAGUUUUUGAAAUGAACUUAUUGGUUAAAUUUGUUUAUUUGUUAAUUACUUUUGUAUCACUUCUCAGCUUUGUAAUAGGCUUACCUGUAUACAAAAAUCGCCAGUUGGAAAAAUCGCUCUGAUGAGUACAUUUACGGGAACCCCAUGCGGGAAAGAACAGGUGAGUGUACCCACGUGUUUACCAUCGGUGUGAGAGAGUGUAAAAGUGUUCGUGCGCGUGCGUGGGUGCGUGCGCCAGUCCAUGUUUGUGAGUAUAUAGUAUAUUUCCUUUUACAGAUGUGUUUAAAUGGAGCGUGCGUGCCGUGGGUGAAGACUGUCAACCCCGACUAUGUGCGUCCUCUGGUGAGGGAAGGUGACUGGGGACCAUGGAGUCCGUCGUCUCCCUGUGACAACACUUGUGGUGAUGGUGUCAGCGUCUCCACACGACAAUGUAACAGACCAACACCAAACGUGGCCCCGUUCUGUAAUGGAGAUGUCCUCAAAGCUCAGAUGUGUCCAUCUCGACAGGUGUGCUCAGGUGAGAGCAGCGUGGAGUCGGAACUCGUCCAACAGCGGGUCAAGGCCGUGUGCAGCAGGGUAAAGGCCAGCGGUGCCUCAGUCUACAACCUGACCGGAGAGGGCAAAGUGCACGGCACCAGCGGCGAGGUUGACAAGUGCACGGUGACCUGUAACCUUGUGACAGGGACCUCAUCAGAACGCUUCCUCCUACAGGACGGGACACCAUGCUGGGGUGAGGACAACGACAGGGACCACGACUCUAAUGUCAGAGGCAUUUCGUGGCGAUGUGUACAAGGCCGAUGUCUGGCCUUCGGGUGUAACGGCAAGAGUCUGGGUGAGGGAGGCGGUGUGGAGAAAGACAGGUGUGGAGUGUGUGGCGGGAACGGCUUGUCUUGCCCCAAGUAACUUGGUCAACUCACAUCAUUGGACACAAUAAGCAGAGACAUAGGUUUCCGAGGAUUGAGCAAAUGUUGUAAUCAGACUUUCUAGUCUGGACAUGAAUGAUUGUCUUGAUGCUUUUAUCGGUAGUAACAUUAGUGUUAGAAAGAUUCAUUUGUCAAGCACACAAGAAAGUGUUAUUAAAACUCAUA
Messenger RNA from Pomacea canaliculata, 1428 nucleotides. Its product is annotated as A disintegrin and metalloproteinase with thrombospondin motifs 15-like. Gene Ontology annotation, biological process: extracellular matrix organization. Gene Ontology annotation, molecular function: metalloendopeptidase activity. Gene Ontology annotation, cellular component: extracellular matrix. NCBI's taxonomy places the organism in Eukaryota, Metazoa, Mollusca, Gastropoda, Architaenioglossa, Ampullariidae. The record is from RefSeq and is a predicted model, not a curated record. Bases 485 to 1243 code for a protein of 252 amino acids. The transcript is spliced from 6 exons.